GGAAGCUGUCAGCUGUGAACGCCGCAUCAGCUGCAAUGAGUUUUGAGUGGCCCUGGCAAUAUAACUUCCCUCCGUUUUUUACACUACAGCCCAAUGCUGACACGAGACAGAAGCAGCUGGCAGCAUGGUGUUCCCUGGCUCUGUCUUACUGCCGCCAUCACAAGCUCUACACCCUGGACGUCAUGGAGGCUCAGGAAAGCCCCGUGUUCAACAACAAGAAGAUAGCACGAAAACUGUCAAUGGAAGCGAUUCAAGUUGUGUUUGAGGAACUGAGGAAAAAAGGGAACCUUGACUGGUUGGACAAAAACAAGUCCAGGUGUUUAGUCAUGUGGAGACGACCGGAGGAAUGGGGCAAGUUAAUAUACCAGUGGGUCUCCAAAAACGGGAUGGUCAACUCUGUGUUUACACUUUAUGAAUUGUCGAAUGGCGAUGACACAGAAGGCGAAGAGUUCCACGGUCUAGAAGAGUGGAUGCUGCUGCGCUCGUUGCAGGCUUUACAGACAGAAGGUAAAGCGGAGAUCAUCACCAUGGACGACGGGAAAGGCGUCAAAUUCUUUUGAAACUGGUGCUGGAUUCACUCACUCUGUCUGGGAGCCCUCAUACUGUACUUUAUAGGCAAAAAAUGUUUAAAUUGUAGCCAUUUGAGGCUACACAAGGUGCACAUCAAAGCCCAGCCCAGUGGAUGCUGGUCCUGUUAAAUUGUUGUUGCCUUUUUGGUUCGCCCAAGUUCGAAGCCUUUUCUUACAGGAAGGGAACCAAUAUCAUUCAUAAGUGUUGAGGGGGGUGGGGGGCGCAUUUGGGCUGACAUCAUGUUUAAAGUUGCUAUAUGGAGCAUUUGUUGCCAUUUAAACAUACAAUAAGUCUAUCAGUAGACUUAAUACUAUCAUGUUCUAACACUCUUGGGGAAGUUGUUUCCACCAGCUGUAACUUUACCCUUUCUUUAUUGUAAAUAGGACUAGUUUUAUUCCCAUUUUCCCCAAAU
Scomber japonicus (chub mackerel) is the source of this 982-nucleotide messenger RNA. RefSeq names its product vacuolar protein sorting 25 homolog (gene vps25). Lineage: Eukaryota; Metazoa; Chordata; Actinopteri; Scombriformes; Scombridae. Gene Ontology annotation, cellular component: ESCRT II complex. The transcript is spliced from 6 exons. The coding region runs from base 36 to 560 and encodes 174 amino acids. Gene Ontology annotation, molecular function: structural molecule activity; protein homodimerization activity. Gene Ontology annotation, biological process: protein transport to vacuole involved in ubiquitin-dependent protein catabolic process via the multivesicular body sorting pathway. The record is from RefSeq and is a predicted model, not a curated record.